GGUGGACUCGUCCAUACUCCGACCCAGAGAGAAGCGCUCGGCUGAAAACCGUUGGUAUCCGGAUGGCAGUCGAAUGGAGAGGGGAAGGAUCGUCGAACGAGUCAUGGGCUCGCUACGAGUUUCCAGUGGAGUCAAGAGGAGCAGAUACAUGUAUGACUGGAGAAGAACAUCGAAUACUGCUUCGUUUCCCAUGGAAAUGAAUGGCAUCGUUUUUGCUUUGCCAUUAGAAGUUGUCAUUCAACCAGCAGCGAGCUGAGAUAGAGAGUCGCGCGGCAAAGAGAGGCUCUCCAAGGCCCGAAAGUGCUUGCCUAGUGCAAUGCAGCGUCCCACCGGUCAGCAAGGAAUGGGUGUGCGUUCGCGAAGGUACAAUUAAUUUUGUCAUGUCUUGGAGCACGACAAAAGUGAGCGCUGUUUCGGCGAGUGCCGGAGUCCUCGCCUUCAUUCUCCUGCUGAUCAUCUGGAAGUUGGUCAAGCAUUGCGGCAGGAAGCGAGAGAAACCCACUGAGUACGAUGGUGAAAAACCCGGCCAGGCUCCAAACGGUCCCCAGGGCCCCUACCGCGAUGGAUUUGAACAGCUUGCUCAUCACCGUACAGACACUACGACUACAAGCCGUGAGCCACCCCAACAAUCAAAGUCCACGUUCCGUCCGCGCCUCUCUCCAUAUCGCUUCCCAUCGCGACCCUCAAUUUUGUUGAGCGGAGGUGCACAGACUACGUACCCUGAACCCUCGUUCUCCAGCUCAAGUCAGUUCAUCAAUGGUGACUCACCGCGCCAAGAGAGCCAACCGUGCGCGCCCGACUAUCCGACGAAUAUCUCCGACGCUGGGUUCACUGACGGGAGUCCAGGAAGGCGAGUGUCUCGCACGGUUGUCAUUGAUCAAAGUGAGCGGCUUAGUGUGCAUCAAAAGCCGGAUAGGUCAAUGCUGAAUGGCCGAGCCAGCACUGGCUUUACUCCACAGUCGGCAAGCCCAGCGACACACACAGGCAUUCCUAAGCGGCAACGUUACGGCAGCAGGUUAGCUCCUCCGCGGCGUCCUCUGCGACCCGGCAGUGGAGCUGCUGCCGCUCCGAGCAAGCUGCUGACGUGCGUCGGGCGGCAAUCCGUGUCGGCGACACCGCGACGUAUCGGAACCUGUCACAGACCAGUGGACCCACCAACACAAGGACAUCGUGCAUCGUCAACUCACCGGCCAUCACGCACUGGUACGCCACGCAAACCGCCAGCGCUACUCUAUAACUGCCGGGACAGUGCAGGCUCGCUGACGAGUUUUCUCACCAGCGACGACGAAGAACCAUUCGACGACGCUACGUACACGUCCACAGGUGAUCUCCUGCUCCCCGAGAGUGAUGAAGGCACGGACGGCGGCAGCCCGAUUCACGAGCAGCCGUCAUUCCCGGAGCCCGAUGAACACAUGCUGGCUGGUAGCGGUAGUGGCGGUGGAGGCAGUGGGCAAGGCAUCCUCAACAUCCGACUGCGCUACAUGUCCGACGAUGGCAGACUAGAGGUGCUCGUACACAGUGCGAGGUGCUUGCCCGAGUGCACGCGCUCAGCCUGUGUACAAGUCAAGGUUAUGAAGAAGACCAAGGUGGCAUACAAUAGCGUCCGGCGACACAGUAGCCGUGAAACACUUCCACCUAGCCCUGCAGAUCUGGCCACUGCUUCGGCUGCCUCAGCAGCCGCUUCACAAUCGCGAUUUCCUCAACCGACCAAUCGUAGGCUGGAGAGGAAAGUCUGGCUGGCCAAGGGGAAUCUUGAGCAGGACAAUCGCAAUCCAUUGUUCAACCAACUACUGGAGUUUGAUGGCGUAGACAGAGGUGAGAUUGCAAACGGGAGGAUGAGUCUGACGGUCCUGGACAAUGCAGCACAGCAGAGAUCCGGCAGACGGGUUGGCAAGAUUUGCCUGGCACUGUCUGACCUCAAGUUGGGAGUGAAGUGGAGAAUGCUCAGCUUGAGCUUGGAUCAGAACACGACAUUCUUGGCGAAUCCGGACACACCGCGAGGCCAGCUUGUGGUCGGGCUGCAUUUCUCGGCGAACGGCUCAAAACUCCGCUGUCGAGUGCUCCGAGCGCAGGAAUUGCCGCGACCAAAGAAUAACAAGUCUUUCAGUGCUCAAGCCAGGGUGCGUUUGAUGUCCGCCAAGACCGAGGUGCGUCGCAGCAAUAGUGCGCUAGUUCACUGCGAUAAUGUGAACCAUGCUGACUUCAACCACGAGACGACGUUUGAUUUGGACGGCUUACAGCGGGACCGUCUCUACAUCGCCUGCACUGUCAAGGCUCGCGUGUCGAUUUUCAAGCACAGGAGUUAUGAAGUUGGCAAGGUGACACUUGGACCACACGCUAGCGAAGACGCUGAGAGACACCAGUGGGCCGAGGCGGAGGGAAUGAGUGAGGCAGUGCACACACAUACACUUCAUUGCUAGGCCGGACUCUUUGCUACGUGUAUGAGUGAGGCAAUAUACACACAUACACUUCAUUGCUACGCUAUGCUCUUUGCUACGCUCUUGCCUCUGGCGAUGGACAGAGAAUCUGUGGUCAGCAGCCAACACGGACCUUCCUAUCUUAAUCUGCCGGCUUUUGUUUUGUUUCCGUUGAAUGUAGGAGAAUAUCUGUUGGCUAAGCUAUAAGGUAACUGAUCUACAUUAGGCAGGUUGCUGGGUAGUGCAGCUGAUACUUGCUGUAAUGGCUCUAGGUCUAGUGGCGAUAUCAGCAUCCGUACAAAUUUAUGUCAUUAGCUCUUGCUUGCAGUAUUUCCGUGACUGCAUUUUGUCUACGCUACUGAUUGGCUAAUAAUCCACUCUCAAAUGUCACACCAAUCCAUACUGUAUUUUCUUUACGUAUAGGAUUAUUCCCUUAGGGUUGCAAUUAGUACAUGUAUCUCGAUUUCAAUCUUGGUUUCCAAAAGAAAUUGGAAUUCGUGUUUAAAAAUGAAAAAAAAUGUUAUGAACUUGGCUG
Molecule: messenger RNA, 2952 nt
Organism: Sycon ciliatum
Lineage: Eukaryota; Metazoa; Porifera; Calcarea; Leucosolenida; Sycettidae
Exons: 6
Coding region: 381-2420 (679 amino acids)
Source: RefSeq, a predicted model, not a curated record